UCCCGUUCCUGUUGCUGUUCCCGUUCCCCUCAGGCCGUGCCGGGCGCAGGGCCGGGCGGCGGCCGUGUGUCAUUCGCGCUGCCCGUGCCUCCCCUACCUCGCAGUCGGUGUCGGAGAGGGCGGGAGCGCGGAGCGCGGCGGGGGCAGGGAGGGAGCGCGGCGCCAGCGCGGCGCCGCCGCAUGCGUCGCUGAUGGAGCCGGGCUCGGGGCUGCCGCAGCGCAGGGUGGGGGGCGGCGGGCUGGACCUCGGGGCGGGCUCGGCAGGAGGGUCGCCGGCGCUCUCGGGGGGGCAGUCCCGCCGCAGGAAGCAGCCGCCGCGCCCGGCCGACUUCAAGCUGCAGGUGAUCAUCAUCGGGUCGCGGGGGGUGGGAAAGACCAGCCUCAUGGAGCGCUUCACCGACGACACCUUCUGCGAGGCCUGCAAGUCCACCGUGGGUGUUGAUUUUAAAAUCAAAACAGUAGAGCUAAGAGGAAAGAAAAUUAGAUUACAAAUCUGGGACACAGCAGGUCAGGAGAGAUUCAACAGCAUUACCUCAGCUUAUUACAGAAGUGCCAAGGGAAUUAUUUUGGUGUAUGAUAUCACCAAGAAAGAAACAUUUGACGAUUUACCAAAAUGGAUGAAAAUGAUUGAUAAGUAUGCUUCAGAAGAUGCAGAGCUUCUGUUAGUUGGAAAUAAACUGGACUGUGAAGUUGAUCGAGAGAUUACUCGACAGCAGGGAGAAAAGUUUGCCCAGCAAAUAACUGGGAUGCGGUUCUGUGAAGCAAGUGCCAAGGAUAAUUUUAAUGUGGAUGAAAUAUUUCUAAAACUUGUUGAUGACAUUCUGAAAAAGAUGCCGCUGGAUGUUAUAAGAAAUGAGUUGUCCAACAGUAUCCUGUCCCUGCAACCAGAGCCAGAAAUCCCACCAGAACUGCCUCCUCCAAGGCCACAUGUCCGUUGCUGUUGACUUGUUACUCCAUACAGAGUGAAAAAUAGGAGCAGGAGUUUAAAAACAGUAUCUGUACUACUCUGCACUACAAUCAUUUGGCAGUUUCUUGUUGCACUUUGUUAUUCGAGUCAGAGCUACACACUAACUUGUAAAUAUGCAAAUAUGCAAUCCUGUGUAGGAUUCAGCUAUAACAUUUAAUUAUUACCCCUCUCCCUCACAAUGACGUUUCAUUCGUUGCCCCAGUGUUAUAAAUACUGUACAGUUGGUGGGGGUUUGCCACACUUCCAGUCGAGGAGGAGGAGGAGGAGAAAUUUCAUCUAUACCUAUUCUUGACAUAAAUGUUGUAAUAGUUCUUUGUUAUUAUAAACAGGCAGGCAGAAGCUCUUCUGGUAUGAAGACAAGUAUAUGGUGCUUUGCUAACUAUUUUAAAGACAAAUUUUUUAAAAACAGAGGACUUUCUGUACAAAGCUUCCAUAAUCAGCGUUACAUUUCUUUUUAAUGUAGUGAAAACAUUUUUUGCUGUAGCAUCCUCUGCUGACUGGACUUCUUGAAAAGCUAGGUUUAAUUUUUGGCAGUCUUUUAUUUAUUUUGUUUAAUGCUGCACCCUUUCUUUGUGUACCAAGACAUCACAUCUGGUGCAGAUCUCAGAUUGCACUCUCAAAUAGCAUAUGUAAUUUUCUGCGUAAGCAUAAACUUGGUUGUGAGAAUCAGUAAGUUUCAAUAAAAGAAAAGAGGAUAUAUUCAAGCUCUAAAAGAAGGUAUAAAAAACAAUGCUGCUGUCCUAGACAAAUUCUUUUUUUAAAAAAAAUAAAUAAGAUAACAUUUUCCUAUGUUAAGGAAUAUAUAUGUGUAUUUGUCUGGACACCUGUAGGGUUGGGGGGAAAGGAACCCAAGGUAAAAUUAUUUUCUUUCCAAGUGGUGGAAAUUAUUCCCAUCAAGCAAAUACUGUGUUAGGUUUUUGUCUGAAAAAAAUGAAUUUGUGAAUUAUAUCUUUGGUAUAUCUUUUAUUAAAAUGCACUGUUUAGUUUAGCUGUGGUAAAUCAGUAGUUACAUAUUUGAAUAACUCGGUGUGUCCUGAGUGUUGUGGUAUUGGAAACAUUGUGGUCUUUCUAAACUAAUGAAGUGCAAAUAAAAUUUUGUAUUUAUGAAUGACAGUGGAACUGCACCUGUUAUUAGAAUGGCAAGUAUGAAGUGAUGGGUAAAAGGUAGAAUCUGGAAUACAGAACAAUACUUGUUUUAAUUUUGUUAUGCUUUAAUUUCCAGUUUGACAAUUCCUUUGGUUGUAGUUGGAAGAGCAGCAGACAUUAGACCUCGAUCGCUGCUCUGUUGAGAGAGCAGCUGAUGACCUAGCCCAGCUGAUAUCUUCAAAUAGCGUGUGACUGCUUGUCAUGCUCUCUUAGCAGGUGGUCGCCAAACUAUUAAUUACACUGGCAACAGAAGUAUGAAACAGUCUCUUUCACACUACAGCUUCUCUACUUCUCAUUCUCUGGUACUGGAACCCAUUUUGUCACUUUUGCCACUCUUCUAAGCCAAAACGCUGGCACCCACCAGUGAAGGUAUAGCACUGACUUAAACAGCCUCUCUCUGGUUUCUGGAAGGAAAAAAAAGACACAACAGACUGUUAACAUUAAAAAUAAAAUCAAUAAAUUACACACGAGCCCUUAUUUCACCGAGUAAGCUCUGACAUUUCUGAAUUCAAUACCAUGCGGAUCUUUAGCACACCUGGAUUUCAACCAACAAAUUAAAGACGCAUGGUUGAUAUUUGUUCUUAUGUCUUCUGCCACCUUGUGCCUAAGUGUUUUGCGUUUUUAACAUAGUAAACUUACAGUUUACUACUGUAUUGAUAAGAUAAAAUCCAUUUCUAAAGCACUUGGAGGAUUUCUGAUGGUACUGUGAGCAAGAGCAAGGAAGGGAGAAUUGCAGAAAAUGAAUUUUACCUUGACAACCCUUUUGGUUUAGCUGAUUUGUUUUUACUUGUACUUAGAAACUUGUCCUUUUUUUCCUGCCGUUUUUGACUUUAAUAAAAAUCAAAAAAUUUGACUUAGA
Molecule: messenger RNA, 2972 nt
Organism: Colius striatus (speckled mousebird)
Lineage: Eukaryota; Metazoa; Chordata; Aves; Coliiformes; Coliidae
Gene: RAB12
Product: RAB12, member RAS oncogene family
Exons: 6
Coding region: 192-944 (250 amino acids)
Biological process (GO): protein secretion; protein localization to plasma membrane; cellular response to insulin stimulus
Cellular component (GO): synaptic vesicle; endosome; plasma membrane
Molecular function (GO): GTPase activity; GTP binding
Source: RefSeq, a predicted model, not a curated record